This is a messenger RNA of Closterium sp. Yama58-4, 1662 nucleotides long. The record is from the annotation of a GenBank genome assembly. Lineage: Eukaryota; Viridiplantae; Streptophyta; Zygnematophyceae; Desmidiales; Closteriaceae.
AUGCCGAGUCAGCGCGAUGAGCUUCAGAGGGACCUGGAGGGGAUGUGUUUGCAGCAGGUGGGGAGUGCCGGAGCCGAGGACGCCAUGGCUCGCAUGCAGGCCAGAAGGGUGGCCAACUUGGAAGCGGAGCUUGCCACGUGUCGCCACACGAUUGCGUCACUGGAGAUGGAGAUUGCAGACGUUCGGCAUGACCUGCAGGACGCGGAGCAGAAGAAGGGCUGCACAUGGCUGGGAAGGGCAGGGCAUGGCAGGGCAUUGGAGUACAUGGCAUCGUAUGGGACGGCAUGGCAUGAGGUGGCAUGGUAUGGGACGGCAUGGCAUGAGGUAGCAUGGUAUGGGACGGCAUGGCAUGAGGUGGCAUGGUAUGGGACGGCAUGGCAUGAGGUGGCAUGGUAUGGGACGGCAUGGCAUGAGGGCACAACCCCCGCGCUAGGGCACAACCCCCGCGCUAGGGCACCACCUCUUGACCCUCUAUGCCAUCCGUUUCUUCCCACCGUUGGCCUCAACCCAGCGUUUUCCCCCCUCUCUCUUCGUUCCGACAUGCUCCCUUUCCUGUUCCAGCGCACGGCAGCAGAGGAGGAGGUGCGGUUUUACCAGCGGCAGGCGGCAGCAGCACUGGAGCAGCGAGACCAAGUGACCCUCGAGCUGGAGCAGCUGAGAACGGCCAAGGCGGACGCAGAGGCGCGAGCUAAGGCGGAAAUAGAGCAGCUGCGGCGGGAAAAGGCGAGUGCUGCGGAGAAAAGCCGAGCUGAGAUUGAAAAGCUGAUGAAGGAGAAGUGGGACGUGCUAGAGAGGGUGAAGGAGGCGGGUAGGCAUGCUGCGACGCUGGCGAAGCAGCAGGAGCUGGCGGAUGAAAAGAUUGAGGAGGCGGAGAGGGGGAGGCGGGAGGCGGAUAGGGGGCGGGAGGAGGCGGAGAGGGAUCGGGAGGAGGAGAGGAGGGAGCGGGAGAGGGUGGAGAGGGAGAGGGAGGAGGAGCGGAGGGAGAGGGAGAGGGUGGAGAGGGAGAGGGAGGAGGAGAGGAGGGAGAGGGAGAGGGUGGAGAGGGAGGGGAAGGAGGAGGAAGGGAGGUUGAGGGAGGCGAUCAGGAGGGAGAGAGAGGAGGGAGCGAGGUUGAAAGAGGAGGUGGGGAGACUGAUGGAGGAAGUGGAGAGGAGGAGGAACGGUGCGAGGGAGUGGGAGGCGAUGGGGAGGGAAUCAGAGGGGCAGGUGACUCGUGCAAAGGCGGAAGCGGCAUCGAUAGCUGCGGCAGCUGCUGCUGCAGUGGAGGCAGAGCGAGAGAAAGGGACCAACGAGCUUAGCAAGGAGUUUCUUUCUGGCAAAGACCCGUAUGGGGCGUCUAGGGAUCUGUACGGGAUGGCUAGGGAUCCGUAUGCGGAGGAGCCGACGGAGGAGAUGCUGUCCCAGGCGAUGAGGGAGAAGGUGCAGGCGCUGGUGAUGCUGGCCGCGGAGGAGGAGCGGCAUUUGAGGGACUCACAGCUGGUGGGGAGUCUGAGGGAGACGAUCGCUGGGCUCAAUGCUACCCUGGGUCAGGUGACCGCCGAGAAGGUGAAGGCGUUGAUGCAGCUGGCGGACACGGCAGCCGAGGUGCAGCAGCUGAGGGACGAGAUGGCAGCGCUGCAGCAGGAAGUGCGGAAGCGAGACGAGAUCAUCGCCAGAGAGUGA